This is a messenger RNA of Aedes albopictus (Asian tiger mosquito), 3306 nucleotides long. Its product is annotated as putative helicase MOV-10. NCBI's taxonomy places the organism in Eukaryota, Metazoa, Arthropoda, Insecta, Diptera, Culicidae. Gene Ontology annotation, cellular component: P granule; cytosol. The record is from RefSeq and is a predicted model, not a curated record. Gene Ontology annotation, molecular function: RNA binding; 5'-3' RNA helicase activity. Bases 296 to 3061 code for a protein of 921 amino acids. The transcript is spliced from 6 exons. Gene Ontology annotation, biological process: regulatory ncRNA-mediated post-transcriptional gene silencing.
UUUUUCGUGGAACAGUCGAUCCGUUAGGUUGUUGGGAGUGGAACUCUUUUGUGCGAUAUUAUCGUUGCAAGUCUGUUGUAUCGCGGGCUGAAAUGUGCUGAUUGUUUACUUUCUGGGUGAUUUAAUUUUUAUUUCCCGAGUCAUUGAGUUGCGUUGUGGUGUAAUGUUUAGGCUUUAGUUGUUCAGUGUUUGAGUAGCUUAUCGGAGUAGAAUCGGAAUCAAUUAUUAGUUUGUUCUUGUAUCGUGUGCUAGUGCGACGGCUGAGUGGAGAAAUCGGCGAAGCUACUUUGUAAACAUGGAUAAUCAUGCUUCCGGAGGAUUCAUUCCGGUGCAUAAACGAAGAUCGCGCCCUCCGGUAACGCAUCGUAACUCUCAGGAAAAUUUGGACCAUUCGAAAUACUCGGCCAAAAACAGCAAGACCAACCACAAGUCCAGUCGGUCCAAUGCAGCAAAUAAGGAAAACACGAACGGCAACGAGACGCAUCGGACCCACGCGAACAUCGUUGGUCGCGUGGAACGUCACCGCAAUGCCGGUGGCCACAUGCGCCGCUGCAUCUGCCGCUGGGUCAUGACCUAUGGCAGAAUGGCCGAUCCGUACGAGUUUCUGAUGAACUACAGCGACGGGCAGGGGUGUGCCGUUUGCCGUGUGAAUUUCCACUCGGAGGAAAGCCGAUCGGAACACUUCGACGGGCACGGCAAGGAGUUUGCCAUCUUUGCGAAGGGUGGCGAUCGCCGCGUUACUCGCAAUGCUUUCCGGCUGGAGAUUAAGUAUUUGCCGAAGUACUCGCGGAUGAUCAUUCGCGUCGAGAACGACUCGAAUGCGGUAAUGAUACUGAAGUCGGUGUAUCUGAUGAAGUUGGAUAAACAGUUCGAUGCCACCCUGGUGGGACCCCUGCGGAUGGCUCCGGGCUACCUGUAUGAAAUAGAGUACACCAUCGAGCACUGCAUUCCGAACCACGUCUAUACGGUCAUUCUGCUGGCGGACGUUGCCGGCAGUCAAGUGGAACUGAUCGAGCAGUAUCACGUUCAGAUGUUGAAGAGUACGAAGAUUGUUGGAAAACCUCUCAAAAUGGAUAUUUUGGCUUAUCAUCACAUACCUGAUUAUCUUAUAACCCUGUAUAAGAACAAUUUCGAGCACAGCAACAAUUUCAACCGUUUGGCCAUCCUUUGCUUGGAGAAUCUUCGCCAAUACAUGAAACAGGGCUUAACCCCGGUCAACUACAUAGAACAGCUUCGACUUCUGAACAUGAUCGAGGACUACGAUCUGCAGACGAUCUUUUCCACUUAUACCAUCCACAACGCCACGGUGACCCCGGCCGAACAGCACCGCCGGUACAUUAUCCGGGUGGAUCAGUUCCAGGUGGCCCCGGCCAUGCUGGAAAUCGACGGCUACGUCAGGAUUACCGUACACCGCAGUGCCGGUCCCCGUGGGGCCAACUUGGAGUUCAUCAACGGUUACAUCGACGUGAUCACCGAGGACGAGAUCAUCGUAACGAUGCAGACGCCGGUUCGGUUCCAUCUGCCGUGCAAGGUGGAGUUUCCGCUGAACCGCACCCAGUACAAGUUGGAGUACAACGCGUUGAAUCUGAUCAGUCGGGUCGAUCUGGAGAAGUUUCUCUUUCCGAAAUCGCUGCCCAAGAAGAAGAAACCCGUGAGGCAAACUGAAUUCCGUUGGUUUCAGCCGACGAUCGCGGAUAACCGCGAGCAAAUGACAGCCAUCCGUAACAUCGUCAACAUGACGGCCUAUCCGGCACCGUACAUUCUGUUCGGACCGCCAGGAACCGGCAAAACUUCCACCAUCGUAGAGGCCGUCCUCCAGAUAUGGAGGAAUCAACCCAAAGCGAACGUGCUGGUGGCCGCGUCAUCCAACCUGGCCUGCGACGAGUUAACCAAACGGCUGAAGCAGUUUAUACCGGAAGAGGAAAUCUUCAGGUUCUUCUCUCGAUCGUGUGAGCGCAAUAUCGACGGAAUCGACAUCGGAAUCUUGGAGAUCUCGAACCUGGCCACGGGCGUUUACGAAGUGCCUUCGUAUGAGCAUGUCUAUAAAUGUCGCGUGACCGUCAGUACCGUAACGAACUGUGGCAGAUUCGCCCAGGCUAGCAUAAGUCCCACUUUUUUCGAUUAUAUCUUCAUCGACGAAUGUGGCAGUGCCAAGGAGAUAUCCGCUCUGGUUCCCAUAGCGGGUGUUUGCACCGAAGGUUCCAAAAUUCACGCCAGCAUCAUCUUGGCCGGUGAUCCGAAACAGCUGGGACCAGUGGUCCGUAUGGAGUAUCUGAAGCAAACCGUCCACAACACUUCGCUGCUGGAUCGUCUCAUGUCCCACGGUGUCUACAAAAGGCAGCAGGGUCAAUACAACCCGCAGGUCAUAACGAAACUGUUGGACAACUACCGAUCACACAAUUUCUUAAUCCACUACUCGAACCAGUGGUUCUACGACAACGAACUGCGAGCUCGGGCUGCUCCGGAUCUGGCGGAUUGGGCCAUCGGUUGGGACUACCUGCCGAAUCCGGCCUUCCCGAUCAUUAUGCACUCGGUGGUCGGCUUGACGCGGAUGGACCGGCAGUGUCUGAGUUCGUUCAACAAGGAAGAAGCGCGGUGCGUUCUGCAGUAUAUCCAGAAAAUUCUUUCCGAUGGAAUCAACGAUCGGCAGAUACGGGAGGAAGACAUCGGCGUCGUGACGCCGUACGCCAAACAGGUAUCCUACCUGCGGCACGGUUGCCGCAACUACGGCUGGGAAAAUGUGGAAGUGGGCUCGACGGAGCAGUACCAAGGUCGCGAGAAGCCCAUCAUGAUCCUGUCGACGGUCCGUUCGCAGCGCGACCACGUUGGGUUUCUGUCCAAUAGCAAGCGUCUGAACGUGGCCAUUACCCGUGCGCGGGCCCUGAUGAUCAUCGUGGGCAAUCCGGACACACUGCAACGCGAUCCCCACUGGUAUCGCCUGCUGCGAUACAUAUCGGAAAACCAGGGCGUCCGGGGGGUGGACUUUAACCUUAAGAAGCCCGACAUCGACCUGUCGGGUCAACCGUUUUCGUAUGCGCUGGAAGAGGCCGAUUUUGCUUGAUAUUUUGUUUGAUGAACCAAGUUUUUUUUCUCCUCUCCUGAAUUUUGAAGGGGCAUUUGUUUGUGAUUUUUUUUGUCAAAGAACAUUAUUUACCAACCAAAGUGCCAUUAAUACCUGACUUGCUAAAAUGCAUACGUUGCUGUAAGCGUUUCUGUGUUGAAUUCGUUUUAGAGAACAUCGAAAAGCAAUUUAUUUUACUAUCAUAACCAUUCCAUUAAAUAUAUAUACAUUUUCUGCUAUUAUUA